Messenger RNA from Telopea speciosissima, 866 nucleotides. RefSeq names its product 40S ribosomal protein S3-3-like. Gene Ontology annotation, molecular function: structural constituent of ribosome; RNA binding. Gene Ontology annotation, cellular component: cytosolic small ribosomal subunit; nucleus. The coding region runs from base 111 to 821 and encodes 236 amino acids. The transcript has 6 exons. NCBI's taxonomy places the organism in Eukaryota, Viridiplantae, Streptophyta, Magnoliopsida, Proteales, Proteaceae. Gene Ontology annotation, biological process: translation. The record is from RefSeq and is a predicted model, not a curated record.
CCAGCCUCCCAGGAAAUCGUAAGAUUUAGGGUUGCAGAGAAACCCAGCCAACCCAGUUGAGAAGCACUCUUGAAUCCGUUGUUGCUUCAUUUGUGCACGAUUCCGCAAACAUGGCGACUCAGAUGAGUAAAAAGCGAAAGUUCGUUGCUGAUGGAGUUUUCUUCGCGGAGCUCAACGAGGUUCUUACCAGAGAGCUCGCCGAGGAUGGCUACUCAGGGGUUGAGGUUAGGGUUACUCCUAUGCGCACGGAAAUCAUCAUCAGGGCCACUCGUACCCAGAACGUUCUCGGUGAGAAGGGCAGAAGAAUCAGGGAACUCACGUCGGUUGUUCAGAAACGAUUUAAGUUCCCGGAGAACAGUGUGGAACUUUAUGCUGAAAAAGUUAAUAACAGAGGUCUUUGUGCCAUUGCUCAGGCCGAGUCUCUCCGCUACAAGCUUCUGGGUGGUCUCGCCGUUAGAAGGGCCUGCUAUGGUGUCCUACGAUUUAUAAUGGAAAGUGGAGCGAAGGGCUGUGAGGUGAUUGUUAGUGGAAAGCUUAGAGCUCAGCGUGCCAAGUCCAUGAAGUUUAAGGAUGGAUACAUGAUAUCCUCUGGUCAGCCUGUCAAUGAAUAUAUUGAUUCAGCCGUGAGGCAUGUUCUUCUCAGACAGGGUGUUUUGGGUAUCAAGGUGAAGAUAAUGCUGGACUGGGAUCCCAAGGGCAAGCAGGGUCCCACAACGCCAUUGCCUGAUCUGGUCACUAUCCACCCCCCAAAGGAAGAGGAGGAAUAUGGGAGGCCAGCAAUGCUUGUUGCUGCACCUGAGAUGGAAAUUGCUGUGGCUUAAGAUCCAUUGUAGCUGUUGGUGUAAUAUCGUUAUUAGAGUAUAUAG